Molecule: messenger RNA, 1481 nt
Organism: Benincasa hispida (wax gourd)
Lineage: Eukaryota; Viridiplantae; Streptophyta; Magnoliopsida; Cucurbitales; Cucurbitaceae
Product: protein JINGUBANG-like
Molecular function (GO): protein binding
Source: RefSeq, a predicted model, not a curated record
AUGGUGAAUUUGUAACAGUGAAACAGCAAUCUCUGCUGUAGCUUCUAUGUAUGGCGGAUAGAAAGAAGAACUAGAAAUAGAGGUCAAUUAAAGGCUGUUUAGAACUAUUUCCUACGUUUUCAUGUUCUCUAAAAUUAUACAGAGAACAAACCAAAGUGGGCCAUUUCUUGUCUCUCCCACUUUUUGCCAACAGAAAGAAAAGAAAAUCAUCUAUAAAAGUUUUCCCAAGUCAUCAUCUGCCUUCAACAAUCACUGCUUCCAAAUGGGAAUUAUGGAAUUCCAUCAAAUUUUUCAUGAUUCCAAGACAUAUUUGGAUGAAUCUUACUCUUCUUCUUCUUCUUCUUCUUCUUCAUGUCUCACUACUUUCAAAGGCCAUUCUUCUUACAUCUCUUCUCUAACUCUCGCCGGAAAAUUCCUCUACUCUGGUUCCUCCGACAGAGAAAUCCGAUCAUGGAGACGAAACCCAUCACAAAACUGCGAAGAAAAUCGAGAAGAGUUUCAGAACAAUAUGGUUACAGCCGGACAUGGCGCAGUGAAAUGUCUAGUGGUUUCAUCUGACAAACUUUACAGCGCUCAUCAAGACCAUAAAAUUCGCGUUUGGAAAAUCUUUAACGAUUUCGAUCACCAUCAAAAGUACACACGCUUAGCCACUCUCCCGACGCUCGGCGAUCGGACGGCCAGGCUUUUGACACCCAAUAAUCAGGUCCAAAUCCGACGGCACAAGAAAUGCACAUGGGUUCAUCAUGUUGAUACCGUUUCAGCUCUUGCUCUGUCAAACGACGAGUCGCUUCUCUAUUCCGUCUCGUGGGAUCGGACCCUCAAAAUCUGGCGGACUUCUGAUUUCAAAUGCUUGGAAUCCGUCGCCGGAGCUCACGACGAUGCAAUAAACGCCGUCGCGCUCGCCGGAGACGGUGACGUGUAUACUGGAUCGACGGACAAGAGGAUUAAAGUGUGGAGGAAAAACCCAGAUGGGAAAAGGCAUUUUUUGGUCCAAACACUUGAGAAACACAGCUCGGGAAUUAAUGCGUUGGCUCUCGCCGGUGAUGGUUCGGUUUUAUUUUCCGGCGCCUGCGACCGGUCGGUUUUGGUUUGGGAGAAGGAGGAAGGGGGUGGAUUAAUGGAGUUGGUGGGUGUAUUGAGAGGCCAUUCAAAGGCCAUAUUGUGUUUGGCUGUGGUGUUGGAUUUGGUCUUUAGUGGUUCGGCGGACAAGACGAUCAGAAUUUGGAAGAAGGUCGUCGCCGGAAAUUAUGUGUGUUUGAAGGUUUUGGAAGGGCAUAACGGUCCGGUGAAGUGUUUGGCGGCGGCGGUUGAUCGGUGCAACCAAAACGACAGGUCGUUUAUGGUUUAUAGUGGUGGUUUGGACUGUGAUAUAAAGGCGUGGCAAAUUUCUGUUCCUCUUGUUUAGAUUGAAACUUUUUCUUUUUCUUCUUUCGAGGGAUUUGUAUAUAUAUUAUUAAAGAGUUUUAGUGCAAUUUAGUUUU